AUGUACUGGUAUUUCCCAGCCUACAAGGAUAAUGCAGCAUCACAGACAGCAGCGGCCGACUCAGCGAACGCCAUCUACGGAAAGCUGGCUGCAGGAAAUGUGCUGCUCGCCGUGCUGUCCGUCGCUGCGCUGCUGACGUCCGCUCAUGGGACGAAUCUCUCGCUCAAAAAGCAAGUGAAGCGCAACUACCCGGCUUGUUCAGUCCCGUCUGAUCCCUUCGGGAACCCUACCGACUGCACAACGUACUACCAAUGCAUUGGGGAUGGCAUCGUCCUAGUGCGGCCGUGCCCAUCUGGACUCCACUUCAACCGCAAAACCGCCCAGUGCGAUUACCCAGAGAAUGCUAAGUGUGAAGUAUCCUCUUCUUCUGACGGAGCGGGCACAUCAGCCAACAAUGAGACACCCAGUGGAUCUUCUUCUUUACCUGAAUGUCCUUACCCUGCUGAUCCAAAUGUUGUUGUCCAUUUUCCCAAUCCUGAGGACUGCAGCAGCUUCUAUAAGUGUGGUCUCGAUGGAAAACCGGUGUUGAUCCCCUGCCCAGCAGGUCUCGAGUGGAAUGACGAAGCAGACGCCUGCGACUACCCCGAAUCUGCUGGCUGCAGCGUCUCUUCUGGUGGCAGUGUCAGUGGGGGCAAACCAGCCGGUAACUCUAAUACUCCUCCACCUGAAUGUCCCUUCCCCGCCGAUCCAGUGAAUGUUGUACAGUUUCCCAACCCUGACAACUGCAGCACCUUCUACAAGUGUAGCCUCGAAGGAGAACCUGUCCUGAUCGCUUGUCCAGAAGGCCUCGAGUACAAUGCAGAGGCUCAAGUGUGUGACUACCCUGCGUCUGCUGGCUGCAGCGUCUCUUCUGGUAAAAGAGGCAGCGCAAGCAAACUAACUAGGUCCAAUACCCCUCCACCUGAAUGCCCCUUCUCCGCCGAUCCGGUAAAUGUUGUACAGUUUCCCAAUCCUGACAACUGCAGCACCUUCUACAAGUGCAUCCUCGAAGGAGAACCUGUCUUGAUCGCAUGUCCAGAAGGCCUCGAGUACAAUGCUGAGGCUCAAGUUUGUGACUACCCUGCGUCUGCUGGCUGCAGCGUCUCUUCUGGUAAAAGUGGCAGCGCAAGCAAACUAACCUGGUCAAAUACCCCUCCACCUGAAUGCCCCUUCCCCGCCGAUCCAGUAAAUGUUGUACAGUUUCCCAAUCCUGACAACUGCAGCACCUUCUACAAGUGCAGCCUCGAAGGAGAACCUGUCCUGAUCGCAUGUCCAGAAGGACUCGAGUACAACGCUGAGGCUCAAGUGUGUGACUACCCUGCAUCUGCUGGCUGCAGCGUUUCUUCUGGUAACAGUGGCAGCGCAAGCAAACCAGCUGGGACAUCAAACACUCCUCCACCUGAAUGUCCGUUCCCCGCUGACCCUAAUGUUGUAGUCCAUUUCCCCAACCCCGAUGAUUGCAGCUCCUUCUACAAGUGCGGCCUCGAUGGAAUACCCGUGCUGAUCCCCUGCCCAGAUGGCCUCGAGUGGAAUGACGAAAAAGGAUAUUGUGACUACCCCGAAUCUGCUGGCUGCAGCGUCUCUUCUGAUAACAGUGGUAGCGUGGGCAAACCAGCCGGAAACUCGAACACUCCGCCACCUGAAUGUCCCUCUCCUGCCGAUCCAGAAAAUGUCGUGCAGUUUCCAAACCCUGAUGACUGCAGUACCUUCUACAAGUGCGACCUCGAUGGAAAUGCAGUGCUGCAAGAUUGCCCACCUGGCCUCGAAUACAAUGCUGAGGCUCAGGUGUGCGACUACCGCGACUCUGCUGGCUGCUCUGUCGCCAAAAAAUGAAUCUGUAAAAGCUGUUAUGUUCUGUGAUACCACAUGCUGACU
Molecule: messenger RNA, 1854 nt
Organism: Schistocerca serialis cubense
Lineage: Eukaryota; Metazoa; Arthropoda; Insecta; Orthoptera; Acrididae
Product: chondroitin proteoglycan 2-like
Exons: 4
Coding region: 1-1812 (603 amino acids)
Cellular component (GO): extracellular region
Molecular function (GO): chitin binding
Source: RefSeq, a predicted model, not a curated record